GACGAAAAGAAAUUUCCCAAAUUUUGUGCUCAGCCAAACGCACACUGUCACGAACAAAAUCUCUGCAAGGAAACUUUCCAAAAAAAAAAAAAAACCACAGUAUGUGUAUGUAGCGUGUGUGUUUUAGUUAACCCACCCAGAGAGACAGAGACAAUUUGGCGAAUGUUCUUGGCUUUGAUUAAGCUCUGAAGCAACCCAUCUGGACAAUCUUCGAUCUAAGGCUCUCCUUAUCUCUCUUCCUGCUUCGUUUUUUGUUUUAUUCAGUGGGUUCUUGGACAGCUUGCUACUCAUUGAACAGAGCUCCCGAAGUAUAGAAAAAGAGGAAAUUCACAACUUUUAUUUUGAGGAUCUAGCUAAAUGGCUACAUUUGCGGAUAUAGGGCUUGCUGCAGUUAUCAAUAUUGUCACUGCACUUGUCUUCUUGUUGGCUUUUGCCAUACUGCGGCUUCAACCUUUCAAUGAUAGGGUGUAUUUUCCAAAGUGGUAUAUUAAGGGUUUAAGAAGCAGCCCAACACACUCCGGGGCAUUUGCAAGCAAGAUUGUCAACUUGGAUCUGAGAUCAUAUUUGAAGUUUCUCAAUUGGAUGCCAGAUGCACUGAAAAUGCCAGAACUUGAGCUAAUUGACCAUGCAGGAUUGGAUUCUGCUGUUUACUUGAGGAUUUACUUGAUUGGACUCAAAAUCUUUGUUCCUAUAACGUUCCUUGCUUGGGCUAUCCUGGUACCUGUUAACUGGACAAAUAGCACUUUAGAACAAGGGCCAUCCAAAUUAACUUACAGCGACAUUGAUAAGCUUUCUAUUUCAAACAUUCCGCUUGGAUCACUCAGGUUUUGGACUCACAUAGUCAUGGCCUAUGCCUUCACUCUUUGGACAUGUUAUGUGUUACAAAAGGAGUAUGCAACAAUUGCAUCAAUGCGGUUGCAUUUUAUGGCAUCAGAAAGGCGCCGUCCCGAUCAAUUUACAGUCCUUGUUAGGAAUGUACCACCGGACCCCGAUGAAUCAGUUAGCGAGCUUGUGGAGCACUUUUUCUUGGUCAAUCAUUCAGAUCAUUAUCUCACUCAUCAGGUUGUGUACAACGCAAACAAACUUGCAGAAUUGGUCAAGGAGAAGAAAAGUAAGCAGAAUUGGCUUGACUACUACCAGUUAAAAUAUUCGAGAAAUCAAUCACAACGACCCAUGAUGAAGACUGGUUUUCUUGGCCUUUGUGGAGAUAGAGUGGAUGCAAUCAAUCAUGACACAGCUGAAAUUGAGAGACUAUCAAAAGAAAUUGCAGCAGAGCGAGAAAGGGUCACAUCUGAUCCCAAGUCUAUCAUGCCAGCAGCAUUUGUGUCCUUCAAAACCCGGUGGGGUGCCGCUGUGUGUGCACAAACACAACAAUCCAGAAAUCCAACAUUAUGGUUAACGGAGUGGGCCCCAGAGCCUCGUGAUGUAUAUUGGCAGAACCUGGCAAUUCCCUAUGUUUCACUAACAAUUAGAAGGCUUAUAAUUACUGUUGCCUUCUUCUUCCUCACAUUCUUUUUCAUGAUCCCUAUUGCAUUUGUACAAUCUCUUGCAAACAUUGAGGGUAUUGAAAAAAGAGCACCAUAUUUGAAGGUUAUUAUUGAUAUAAAAUUCAUCAAGUCAUUUAUUCAAGGUUUUCUACCUGGGAUUGCCUUAAAGAUUUUCCUCAUAGUUCUACCCACAAUAUUAAUGCUGAUGUCAAAAUUUGAAGGCUUCUUGUGUAUAUCAGCUCUAGAGAGGAGAUCUGCAUCCAGAUACUAUCUGUUCAACUUUGUGAAUGUAUUCCUUGGAAGCAUAAUCGCUGGAACUGCAUUUGAACAGCUAAAUGCUUUUAUUAAGCAGUCAGCAAGGCAGAUCCCUAAAACUAUUGGCGUGGGAAUCCCGAUGAAAGCAACCUUCUUCAUAACUUACAUAAUGGUUGAUGGAUGGGCUGGUAUUGCGGGUGAGAUUUUAAGGUUGAAACCGUUGAUAUUCUUCCACUUGAAGAACUUUUUAUUGGUGAAGACUGAAAAGGAUAGAGAGGAGGCAAUGGAUCCAGGAAGUCUUGGUUUCGACACCGGCGAACCGCAAAUACAAUUUUAUUUCCUACUUGGCCUAGUCUAUGCCGUGGUGGCACCAGUUCUACUGCCUUUCAUACUGAUUUUCUUUGCACUGGCAUACGUUGUAUUCCGUCAUCAGAUUAUAAAUGUCUACAACCAAGAGUAUGAAAGUGCUGGAGCAUUUUGGCCAGAUGUCCAUGGACGUAUUAUAGCUGCUUUGGUCGUCUCACAGCUGCUCCUGAUGGGGUUGUUGGGUACAAAAGAAGCUGCUCUGACAACACCGUUUCUGAUUGCACUUCCAGUACUGACCAUCUGGUUCCAUAUAUUCUGUAAAGGCCGUUAUGAACCUGCAUUUGUCAGAUAUCCAUUACAGGAAGCGAAGAUGAAAGAUACUCUGGAACGUGCAAGGGAGCCGAACCUGAAUCUGAAAGGCUACCUUCAAAAUGCUUAUAUCCAUCCUAUUUUUAAAGGUGAUGAUGACGAUGAAGAUGAAGAAUUCAAUGGAAAAUUGGAGCAAGAGAGCGUGCUGGUCCCUACAAAGCGCCAGUCACGAAGAAAUACUCCGGUGCCCAGCAAAAUCAGCAGUUCCUCCACGCCAUCCCUGCCUGAUGCUAUUGAGGAAAAUCCAGAGCGUUAAAUCUUAGGCACGAGAGUUGUUGCACUUCUUUGUACACAAGUCUAAACCGCCACUGUUUUGCAGCGCUGGAGGAGGUUCACCCUGUAAAUUAGAUAUAAGCAAAAAUAGCUUAUUUUCCUUAUUUCCUUCUCCCCUCGAAUCCAAGGGGAAGAACUUGUAUAGAGAGCAGAGAGGAGAGACAGGUUCUUGCAGCCCAUGGUUAUGGCCGACUUUGAAAUCUACUGUUAUAGAGAUCGAUUGAGGAGAGGCUGCAAAAAAGUUUUAUUUGUGUGAAGUUUUUUUGUAUGAAAACUACUGGUGUUUGUUUGUACAUCGACAAUUAUAAUUAUAAUCACAAUUUU
Messenger RNA from Ilex paraguariensis (yerba mate), 3014 nucleotides. The record is from the annotation of a GenBank genome assembly. NCBI's taxonomy places the organism in Eukaryota, Viridiplantae, Streptophyta, Magnoliopsida, Aquifoliales, Aquifoliaceae.